AUGAUAAACCCUGAAGAACAACAGUUCAAGGAAGGGGAUUUGGUGUGGUGCAAUAAAAUUCCGUCCACAUAUGAAGAGGAAGAUGUUUUAUAUAUUUUAUGUCGUAUAUUAGAAAAAAAAAGUGACGAUCACAUAGUAUUAGCAAAAUAUGACAAUGAGACAAAUGGUUCUACAUUUGUGUGUGAAUCCAAACAUUUAUACAAUGCUAAUAAUAAUAAUCCAUUUUCAUUAGAUGAAGAUGAUAUGAUUAAAUUAAAACAUUUUAAUGAAGCUACAGUAUUAUAUCAUUUGCAUGGGAGAUAUGAAAAAAAUAUUUUUUUUACAAAGAUGGGGCCAUUAUUAAUUUAUGUGAAUCCUGUAGAAAAAGAAAAUAAUUAUGAAAAUAAUACAUGUAAUAAAAUAAAUAAUAUUAAUGUUAUAUGUAAUGAAGUAAUUGAAAAGUAUAAAUAUAGGCAUUCUAGUGAUGAUUUAAAAUUGAAUGAAUAUGAUGUUGGUAUGACUGCUUUAAAAUAUAUAAAUGUAUUAAAAAAGAAUCAAUCAAUUAUUAUAACAGGAGAAUCAGGAUCUGGUAAGAGUAAAAUAUUUAAUAGUUUAUUAAAUUUUUUUAGUAAUGAAAGGAUAACACAAACAGUGCCUUGCCUCACCCCACACGAAAAAAAAAAAUUAGAAAUAAAGAAUGAUGAUAAUAUUAAUAUAUUAGAAAUCUUAAAACAUGGUAAUAUAAUUAUGGAAGCACUUGGAAAUGCAAAAACAAGUAAAAAUAACAAUUGUAAUAGAUAUGCUAAAUAUUGUAUGUUACAAAUGGAUAAAAACAAAAUUAAACAUAUAUAUAUGAAAAAUUUUUUAUUUGAUAAAGAACGUUUAAUAAAUAGAAGAAGUGAUGAAAAUAAUUUUCAUAUAUUUUAUUAUAUUUUAAAUGGAUCAACAGAAAAUUUUAAGAAAAAAUAUUUUUUUAAAAAUUUAGAAGAUUAUAAUAUAUUAAAAAAUGAUUGUAUUCGUGAUAAUUCCAAUGAUGAACAAAAUUUCGUACAAUUAUUAACAUCAUUACAUGUUAUAUUUGAUGAUGAUAUAAAACAAAUAGAUUUUUUCUUUUCAAUUUUAUCAGCUAUAUUAUUAUUAGGAAAUAUUCAAAUGAUAAAAAGUCCUAAAAAAUCUUUAUUCAGACAACAUUUUAUUUGUGAAUUUCCAUCAAAUUAUAAACAAUUACAAGAACAACUUGAAUAUAUAGAUGAAUCCCAAAUAAUGAGUAUAUCAAAAAGAUCUUCAUCUAGUUCAUCCUAUGAAGGAUCAUCUAAUUUAUCAAAUAUGGAUUCAUCUGAAUGUCUAGACAAAAAUACUUAUAUCUUUUUAGUAGCUAGUAAACUCUUAGGUAUCGACGCUGAAAUGUUUUUAAAAUAUUUUACUUCUGGUUAUUUAUUAAAUGAAAUAAUUUUGAUGAAGGGUCAAAAUGAAAUGAAAGUGCAAAAAAAAAUCGAGCGUUUUAUGAAAACAUGCUAUGAAGAAUUAUUAAACUGGGUCAUAUGUAAGAUUACUACAAAAUAUAAUGAUAAAUUAAUACAUAAUACAAAAGAGAUAAAUGAAAAUAAUGGAAUAUGUGAAAAUGAGAAGAGUGAAAAAAAUGAUAAUUACAUAAAUAUUUUGGAUAUCAUUUAUUUUGAGAAUUUAAAAGAAAAUUCUUUGGAACAAUUUUUAAUAAAUACAACAAAUGAAUUUAUAUUAAAGGUAUAUACAGAUUUUUAUUAUAAAAAAAGGGAACAGAUGUAUAAACAAGAAGGGUUGGAAUUAUCAUGUGAUUCGAUUUAUAUAGAUAAUGAACAAUUAUAUAAAGUAUUAAUAUCUAAAGAAGGAUCUUUAUUUUCUUUGUUAGAAAAUAUAAGUAUGAAAAAAUCUUUUGAUAAAAGUAAUUUAUGUUCAACUAUUGUAAAUAGAUUUAUAAAAAAUCCAUAUAUUAAAGCGAAUUCAUUGGAAGUAAAUAAAGCGUUUAUUAUAGUUCAUUCUUGUAGUCAGAUAUCUUAUAAAACAGAAUAUUUUAUAGAAAAAAAUGUAGACAUAUUAACACGUGGGUUUAUUGAAAUGAUCAAAAAAUCAGACAAUAAAUAUAUGCAACAAUUUUGUAGUUCUUAUGAUUAUGAUACAAGUGGGAAAAUAAUGGAAGAAAAUAAAAGAUUUACUGUUCAUACCAAUUUUAAAUUAUUUAAAAAAGAGUAUGAUCCAAAUAAACAAAUGGCUGUAACAUUAUUAAGAAAUAAUUUAUUAGAAAUAGCAAAUUAUAUAGAAAAAAGUUUUUGUCAUUUUAUUAUGUGUAUAAAUACAUGCAGGAAAAAAAACAACACUGAAGUGGUUCAUCAUUUCGAUAAGAAGCUUGUGUUGAAUCAAGUUACAAAUUUUCAUAUGAUGAUAGAAGCAGAUCAGUUUAAGGAUGAAUAUUUUCCUCACAUGUUUUCCUUUUUAGAAUUUGUGCAGAUUUUUAAAUGUUUAAAGAAUUACAAGAAAAUCAAUCAUAAGUCUGAUGAUACUCUUCAUACAUAUGAGAAUAUGAAUAACAUGGAUGGUAUGUAUCAUACAACUAAUCCUUUUGAUAAUUUCGAAUCAGAUGAUAAUAAAAUUCUAUGUGAAGAAAUAUUGGAAUAUAUGAAAAUAGGAGAAAAGGAUUGGGCAAUAGGAAAUAAUAUGAUUUUUCUUAAUGAGAAAAGUAUGAAUGUAUUAGUCGAUUCGGUUUAUUACAUGUGGUUAGAAAGUUUAGAAAAUGAAAAGAGAAAAGAAUUAUGUGAUUUGAAAGAAAUGUUGGAUGGAAAUGAAAAUGAUGAAGAUGUUGCAAAUGAUGAAGAUGUUGCAAAUAAUGAAAAUAUUAAAAAUGAUGAAAAUAUUAAAAAUGAUGAAGAUGUUGAAGAGGAGAAAUAUGAGAAGAGGGAGUUGGAAUAUAUAAAUAUGGAUGAGAAAAAUGUGGAGGUACAAAUAAAAAAUAAUCAUUCAUUUUUAAAUUGUGAUAACAAAAUUGUUGAUAUGACUAAUGAGAUGGAUGUGGAAAUAAGCAUCGGAAGUUAUAAUAAAAAUGUUGACAAUAAUAUUGUGGAUAAUGAAUAUGAUAUGAAUGAUAAUGUUCAUAGAAAAAGUAGUACAAAUAUGUCAUAUGAUGAUUAUGAAAAUAUGGAAGAAGAAUUGUUAAAGGUGAAUUUAAAAGAAGGAGACACUAGUUCUGUCUCAGAUAUGGAAGAAAAAAUGAGCAGGAUAUCAAAGGAGACAGAUAGAAAGGAAAGUAAAGUGAAAAGGAAGAGCAGCUUACUUAGAUUAUCAAAAAGUUUGAGAAAUUCUUUCCAGAAAAUGAAAAAGAGCAAGUUGAAUGAGAAAGAGGUGAAAGUAGAUCUUGAUGAUGAUGAGAAAGAGAUAAAAGUAGAUCUUGAUGAUGAUAAGAAAGAUGUAAAAGUAGAUCUUGAUGAUGAUGAGAAAGAUGUAAAAGUAUAUCUUGAUGAUGGUGAGAAAGAGGUAAAAGUAGAUCUUGAUGAUGGUGAGGUAGAUGAAAAUGUUGAAGAAAAGAAAGAUGAUAAGGAUGAUGGUUAUGGAGUUAUGAAUUUUUUCAACAACAUUAAUUUUUAUAAGAAAGGGUUGAAAGACUUAAAUAAUGCUAUAAAACAUUUUAAUCCAAUAAAUGGGAAAAUCAAAAAGGAUAAGAUUUUUAAUAUGGGUAUUCAGAAUUUUUAUAACAAAAAGAAGAAUUUUUUCUCAAACUCUAAAAGGGGAAGCGAGGAUAGUAAAAAGGGGGAGGAAAAUAAAGAUGUAGAAGAAAAUAAAGAUGUGGAAGAAACUAAAAAUGUGGAAGAAAAUAAAGAUGUAGAAGAAAAUAAAGAUGUGGAAGAAAAUAAAGAUGUAGAAGAAAAUAAAGAUGUGGAAGAAACUAAAAAUGUGGAAGAAACUAAAAAUGUGGAAGAAACUAAAAAUGUGGAAGAAAAUAAAGAUGUGGAAGAAACUAAAAAUGUGGAAGAAAAUAAAAAUGUGGAAGAAAAUAAAAAUGUGGAAGAAAAUAAAAAUGUGGAAGAAAAUAAAAAUGUGGAAGAAAAUAAAAAUGUGGAAGAAAAUAAAGAUGUAGAAGAAAAUAAAAAUGUGGAAGAUAAUAAAGAUAUAAAAGUAGAAAGUGAUGAAGAAAAAAUAGAUGAAAAUUAUGACGAGGAUGAAAAAAGUAAUAUUAUUGAGGAUAUGAAUAAAGAUGAAAAUAAUUAUAAUCAAAUAUAUAAAAUUGAGGAUAAUAUUAUCGAUUUAGAUUAUGUCGAUUUAUCAAACAUUGAAAAAAGUAUGAAUGAAGAAGAUACAAAUGGUAUGGAUGAGGAUGAAAAAAAUAAUAUGAAAGAUGAUAUAAAUGAGGAACAAAAUAAUAAUGAUGAAAUUUAUAAAAGUGAUGAUCAUGUUGUUAAUUUGGAUAAUACUAAAAAGGAUGUAAAUGAGGAUGAUAAGAGUAAUAUAAUUGAGGAAGUUGAAAAUAUGAACUGCAUGCAGGUAAAAACUGAAGAUGUUAAGAGGGAAGACAUGGGCAUAUGUGAAGUGAAGGAAAAUAAGCCUAAUGAUAAUCAAAUAAAUAAUGUUCAGAAGAAGAAGAAAAAAAAAAAAAGAAGAAAGAAGAAGAAAAAGAGCGUUAUAAAUAAUGUGGUGGAUAAGGAUAUAUCUUAUGAAAAGGAUGUUAUAAAAAAGGAUAUAUCUGAUGAAAAAUAUGUGAUAGAUGAAGAUAAUAAUAUGAUGAACCCUGAUAAUAUGACAAAUGUUAAUAAAGACAUUUUGAAUGUUGAAAAUGUUAUGAUAUAUGACCACCAUAGUAUAUCAGACAAUGAUAAUAUGAUGAAUGAAGAAAAAAUGGAUGAUCUAAAAUUAGAUAGUAGAGAAAAUAUGAAUGACCUAAAAUUAGAUAGUAAAGAAAAUAUGAUGGAUGACAUAAAAUUAGAUAGUAAAGAAAAUAUGACGGAUGAUCUAAAAUUAGAUAGUGAAGAAAAUAUGAUGGAUGAUCUAAAAUUAGAUAGUAAAGAAAAUAUGACGGAUGACCUAAAAUUAGAUAGUGAAGAAAAUAUGAUGGAUGAUAUAAAAUUAGAUAGUAGAGAAAAUAUGAUGGAUGAUAUAAAAUUAGAUAGUAGAGAAAAUAUGAUGGACGACUUACAAUUAGAUAGUAAAGAAAAUAUGAUGGAUGAUAUAAAAUUAGAUAGUAGAGAAAAUAUGAUGGACGACUUACAAUUAGAUAGUAAAGAAAAUAUGAUGGACGACUUACAAUUAGAUAGUAAAGAAAAUAUGAUGGAUGAUAUAAAAUUAGAUAGUGAAGAAAAUAUGAUGGAUGAUCUAAAAUUAGAUAGUGAAGAAAAUAUGAUGGAUGAUCUAAAAUUAGAUAGUGAAGAAAAUAUGAUGGACGACUUACAAUUAGAUAGUAAAGAAAAUAUGGAUGAUCUAAAAUCAAAUAGUGAAGAAAAUAUGAUCGAUGAUCUAAAAUUAGACAGUAAAGAAAAUAUGGAUGAUCUAAAAUUAUAUAGUAAAGAAAAUAUGGAUGAUCUACAAUUAGAUAGUGAAGAAAAUAUGAUGGAUGACCUAAAAUUAGAUAGUAAAGAAAAUAUUAUGGAAGACCUACAAUUAGAUAGUAAAGAAAAUGUGAUGGAUGACCUACAAUUAGAUAGUAAAGAAAAUAUGAUGGAUGACCUACAAUUAGAUAGUAAAGAAAAUAUGACGGAUGACCUAAAAUUAGAUAGUGAAGAAAAUAUGAUGGAUGACCUACAAUUAGAUAGUAAAGAAAAAAUGGAAGAUCAUAAAAAGGAGGAACAUGUAGAGGAAACAAAAAAAAUAGAUGAAGAAAUAUAUAAUGAUAAAAUGAGUGAUAUUGAAAAAAAUAAUUCAACUAAUAAUAUUGGUAUAGAAUUACAUGUUAGUGAAGAUAGUUGCAUGCAUAAUGAACCUUCAAACAACUUAACAAAAUUUGAUGAAGAGGAUUGUCUUGAUGAGAAUACAAAGGAUUGUUAUGAUGAUUAUUUGGAUGAGAAUUAUAUAGAUUUUAACUUUAGUUGUAUGAAGGCUACAACUAUAAAUAAAUUAGGAAAUAUGAAUGAGUUAUCAUGUUAUAAAAAUGAUGGAAGUGAUAUUAUACAAACAUUGUUUGAUUAUUAUGAUUGUUCAUAUGACAAGGCAUAUGAAAAUUGUUUUUUUGAAAAUAGAUGGGAUGAUAUUGUUGAAGAAGAAGAUUCUGUUUUUUUAAAUAUAUAUAAUAACAAAGAGAUGAGUAACUUAAGAAAUUCAGAAAAUAAGGAUAUAUUAUUAGAUCAUUUAAAUGAUAUAUAUAUAUGUAAAUAUAAUGAGAAGCAGAAUAUAAUGAGGAUUAUUAAAAGAAUGAAACAUGCAAUGGAAAAGGUACAUGGAAAUAAAUGGAAUAUACUUUUUAGUUUUUCAGAUUGUUGUAUAAGAUCGUUUGUACAUAAUAAAGAUAAUGUAAAUAUUGAAAAGAAUGUUGAUUUAUUAAAAGAAAAAAUAUUAUUUUAUGACGAAGAAUAUUGUAUAUAUAAUAAUAAUAGUAAUAGUAAUAGUAAUAAUAAUAAUAAUAAUAAUAAUAAUAAUAAAGAAAAUGAAUUAUGUGAAUAUAAAUAUAAUCAUCUUGUAGAAUAUGUAGCAUUACCAAGAAAUAAAGCCGUACAUGAAAUAUGUAUAUCAAAUAAUUUACAUAAAAAGUUUAUUAAAGAAAAUUAUAAAAUUAUGUGUUUUCAGCCAACAAAAAUAUCCCACAAGGAUUUCUUAAAAUCCAAAUUAUUUUAUAAAUCUAUAAACUAUACAAAUUUCCAAACAAGAAAUAUAACACAUGUAACUAUUGAUUUCUCUUAUAUGGAUGAUAAAAUGAAAAACAAUUUUAAACAACAUGUUAUAAAUGAAUUUGUUAAUAAUCCAAACAUAACUAAAGAAGAUUUAUCAAAUAGUUUAUUUCAUUUGGCAACAUAUUUUUAUCAUGAAAAAAAUAAAGAACCAGGAACAUGGUGUGUGUUCAUAUCUGAAGAAAAGGGUUUUGCUGGUGCAGUAAAUAUAGUAAAAAAUAAAUAUUUAAGAAUGACAGCUCAAAAUAAAAAUAAAAAAUAUAACAUACUUGUUUUUAAAACUCCAGCAUUGUAA
Plasmodium adleri (nom. inval.) is the source of this 7113-nucleotide messenger RNA. Its product is annotated as myosin E, putative. Gene Ontology annotation, cellular component: actin cytoskeleton; cytoplasm; vesicle. Gene Ontology annotation, molecular function: actin filament binding; ATP binding; microfilament motor activity. The transcript has a single exon. The record is from RefSeq and is a predicted model, not a curated record. Bases 1 to 7113 code for a protein of 2370 amino acids. Lineage: Eukaryota; Apicomplexa; Aconoidasida; Haemosporida; Plasmodiidae. Gene Ontology annotation, biological process: actin filament organization; vesicle transport along actin filament.